Molecule: messenger RNA, 519 nt
Organism: Anneissia japonica
Lineage: Eukaryota; Metazoa; Echinodermata; Crinoidea; Comatulida; Comatulidae
Product: cell wall integrity and stress response component 3-like
Exons: 1
Coding region: 1-519 (172 amino acids)
Source: RefSeq, a predicted model, not a curated record
AUGACAUUCAUUUGGUGGUUAUUCUUCUGCUCCUUGAUUUGCGUACAUUUUGAAAAUUCAGUCGCUGCUGCAUCAAAUGCUACUACAGAGGAUUUGUCCAAUACAGAUGUUACUAAAAAUACAACACCAUCCUAUCCUACCAAUUCGUCCACCAGGCCUACAGAUUUUCCUGAAAAUACAACGGCAUUAACCAUACUGAUAAAUACCAUCAUAUUAUCAACAAAUGCAUAUGGAGAGACAACAAGUCGAGAGACAUCAUCAACAACAACUGAAGACACCACAGUGUCCACAACAAGCACAAGUGAAGAGAUUACACCAUCCAAAACAGAUUCUAUGUUAACCAUCGUAUCGGAAUGGAACACCGAAAAAUCUAUUGAGAUUGACAGCAGAUUGUCUGGCGGUGCCAUUGUCGGAAUUGUCAUCGGAUCUGGAAUCUUUUUUUGCUUUAUAGUUAGUAUAGUAUUUAUCAAGCUUAAUACGGUGACCCCAGCAUCGUCACAUAAUAAUGGACACAAUUGA